AUGGGCGAACCAACUGUCAACGGCGAAAAGCCAUCCUCUCAAUUCCUUCACGAACUCGCCACUAUUCCUCUGAUCUCAGACUCUAUCACCUACCUCAAAAGCAACCCAUACGGACAGAAAUCCCUUCAACUCGCGGACAAAAGCUACUCAACAUAUGCCAAGCCUGUCCUCCCCUUACUCUCCAAGCCGUUCCACUACGUUGCCCCUUACGUCGCCAAAGCAGACUCCCUAAGCAGCCAAGGGCUCAAGCGCGUCGAGGACCGGUUCCCCAUCGUCAAAGAAGAUACGGAAAAUAUCAAGGGAACCCUGAAGAAUUAUGUCGACAAGCCAUUUAAGGUUGUGCAGGAGGGCAAGCAGCAUCUGCUCCAGGUUUAUUCUACAGAGUAUAAGAACUGCGGGGGUGGCGAAGGGUAUGUAAGUGUUGGCAAGGCGGUUCUUAUUACCGGCAUCAUCAUUACAUCAGAGUCUUUGGAGUGGUUGAAGGGGUUUAUUAUGAAAGCGGAGAAAGAGACCCAAAAAGGCGUUGGGAAGGUUGCUAAGAAGAUCCAUUCGGAGAAGGUUGCUUGA
Messenger RNA from Paracoccidioides brasiliensis Pb18, 567 nucleotides. RefSeq lists its product as uncharacterized. The coding region runs from base 1 to 567 and encodes 188 amino acids. The transcript is spliced from 2 exons. The record is from RefSeq and is a predicted model, not a curated record.